Molecule: messenger RNA, 1227 nt
Organism: Cucumis melo (muskmelon)
Lineage: Eukaryota; Viridiplantae; Streptophyta; Magnoliopsida; Cucurbitales; Cucurbitaceae
Exons: 1
Coding region: 247-879 (210 amino acids)
Source: RefSeq, a predicted model, not a curated record
AAUACACAACACCUUUAUAUUGUUGUAAUUAAGAACACGGAUUCUUACCGCGAGUGAGAUAAUAUUCCUCACUAAGUACCAUUAAUUCCCUUUAUAUAUCGAUCUCAUUGUAACCGAUUAAGUUCAAGCACCACAAAACUGAAAAAGAGAAAAGAAAAAAAGAGAAUUAUUUCUCUCUAAGACGAGGAAGAACAGAGCGGUAGUAUUACAAAGUUGUUGAUCUGAAAUUCUGUUCGUUUGUUAGAAAUGGAAAUGGAGCCGAUUCGUCCGGCAGUGAAGAAGAAGCUAUGGAACGUAUUACGAGCGGUUGUGUUCAUGUUGAGGAAAGGAUUAAGCAAAAGCAAGAUCACAUUCGAUCUUCAUUUAAUGCUUAAACGAAGCAAAAUCGCCGGAAAAGCAAUUGCGAAUCUCGUCGAAUUUCAUCACGGAUCUGCUUUCAGUUGCCAAACAAUCGAUAUCGCUAAUUCUUACAUCUCAACUCGUGAUUACGAAUUCAGUUGCAGUAAUAGUCCUGCUAAUACAGCAUAUCCGUUCCGUUACUUCAACAAAAAACUCCGUAAACAACACUAUUUCCCUAAAUCUUACCGCUACGACGAUUUCUCCACUGUUACCGCCGUUCAAAGAGUCCUUGAUAUUCUUCAUACCGAUCAGAAAUCCGAAGCGUCGCCGUUAGUGCCGUUGCCUGGAUUUGGAAAAAGUCCGCUAGUCGUACGGCAGUUACGUGUUACGGAUUCGCCGUUUUCGUUAAAGGACGACGGCGAUAGUCAGCUCGUUGAUAAAGCCGCGGAGGAAUUCAUCAAGAAAUUCUACACGGAUCUACGGCUGGAAAGAAGUUUAGCAGCGUUUGAAUCGCCGUAUCGGAACACACUUUGCCGAUGAAGGUUCUUUUCGUUUCUUUUUCUCUUUUAAUUCCGAUCGGCGUUUAAUUGGCGAUGAAUAGGCGGGUUUGGCUUUACAGUUACAUUACACAUCGUCAUAAAUGAACGUCGAAUCGACGUGUUUAAUGGCCUCGAGAGACGUGAGAUUCAUUUAAAGCUCGAGCAGUUCAUAUCUAUAAGUUUGGAUUAUUACUUUCUUUUUCUUUUUAGUAAUUGUAAUAAAAUUUAGUUUUGAAUCUUUUUCUAAUUUUAGAGUUUAAUUAUACAGUAUGUAUUUCAGUGAUGACUCGAAAUUUGAGUCUACAAUUUACUGAAAAUGUCACAGUGUAGUUGUUUGAGUUAUUUCGAA